AUGGCGGAGGAAGCUAAGGCGCCCGCCGACGCAACGUCGACGGUGGCGGAGGCGGCGCCGGUGACGGCCGAGCGGCCGGUCCGGGCGGACCUGGAGACACACCUCCCAAAGCCCUACUUAGCUCGAGCUCUGGUCGUGCCGGAUGUGUACCAUCCUGAAGGAGAGAGCGGGGAGGGGCACGAGCACGGGCAGAAGAGCGUGCUUCAGCAGCAUGUCGCCUUCUUCGACCUGGACGGCGACGGCAUCGUCUAUCCCUGGGAAACUUACGGAGGAAUGAGGGCAUUGGGCUUCAACGUGAUCGUGUCGUUCGUAUUCGCAAUUGUCUUUAAUAUUGGUUUCAGCUUCCCAACUCUACCUAGCUGGAUACCAUCUCCCUUGUUGCCCGUAUACAUCAAGAACAUCCACAGGGGUAAGCAUGGUAGCGAUUCCUCAACUUAUGACACAGAGGGAAGGUUCAUGCCGGUAAAUUUCGAGAGCAUCUUCAGCAAGUAUGCCCGCACGGCGCCGGACAAGCUUAGCUUCGGCGACAUCUGUAGGAUGACCGAAGGCAACCGGCUGAACUUCGACUUCAUUGGAUGGAUUGUGAGCAAGGGGGAGUGGAUACUGCUGUACGUGCUUGCAAAGGACGAGGAGGGCUUCCUCUCCAGAGAAGCUGUUCGCCGCUGCUUUGAUGGUAGCCUGUUCGAGUUCAUCGCCCAGCAAAGGAGGGAAGCCCACGACAAGCAGCACUAG
Messenger RNA from Triticum turgidum subsp. durum (durum wheat), 732 nucleotides. NCBI's taxonomy places the organism in Eukaryota, Viridiplantae, Streptophyta, Magnoliopsida, Poales, Poaceae. The record is from the annotation of a GenBank genome assembly.